Papilio xuthus (Asian swallowtail) is the source of this 3384-nucleotide messenger RNA. RefSeq lists its product as uncharacterized. The record is from RefSeq and is a predicted model, not a curated record. Gene Ontology annotation, cellular component: plasma membrane. Gene Ontology annotation, molecular function: protein binding. The transcript is spliced from 7 exons. Lineage: Eukaryota; Metazoa; Arthropoda; Insecta; Lepidoptera; Papilionidae. Bases 131 to 2098 code for a protein of 655 amino acids.
GUUUACUUUUUUUAUUUACUUUAAUUUGUGUUUAAAUGUUAUUUACUUAUUACAAAAUGCAGGUACAAAACCACAGGAAAUUGAUUUCUACGAUGCUGAAAAUGUAAAGACUAUCGAUUUAACAUCCUUAAUGGAAACUGUCACGGAAAAGAGCGAGAAAAGAACUCCCAUUCCACCGGUAUUCCCCACCCACAUCGUCCCUGAGGUGCAGUACGGUAACGAGAGAGUCGAUAACGAGAAAAUGAGGUCUCCCAAAUUAAUUGAUACAGUUAUGAACAGCGAUGAGUCAACUCUAAAACCGCACAUCACUCAAAGCCCGGAGAGACCAUUAGCUAUUUACUUUGACGAGGGCAAGGUAGCCGCUUCUACUGAAACCAUCACCCGCGCAGAGUCUAACAAUGACAUUCUGCAUUACGAUGAGAAAGAGUUGCCAAAGACUACAGAGGAGACGACAAGUAAGCCUUAUUCACCAGUUUACAAGGACUCCUCAAUGUACAUACGCAAGGAACACUCCAAUUCAAAGCAACGACCUACCGAACCCGACCUAACUCAGGCGCUCCACGAUUACUAUCGCCUCACUCCUAUAAAUAACGAUAACCGCUUCACGUCGGGCCACUCGAAACUUUUUGGCAUAUCCAUGGAAGACGCGCAGAGCAUGAAGUCCACGACACAGAGCACACUGUAUAACACACGCGUCUCACCCACGCUGCCGACGUGGCGCGACAAUGCCGAUUCAACCACUAAAAAAUAUCCUUUAAAUACCAAUUUGGAUGUGUCACAUUGUCGUUCGACUCAUCUGGGUCUGUGCCGCGGUGUACUGCCGUACGACCUAGCGGGGCCAGCAGCGACGCUCGAUGGCAUCGACGUCACCGACCUGCUGCCACAGAUGGAGUACCUCGUCUCCUCGAACUGCAGCGAGCGUACUGCGCACUUCCUCUGCACCCUGCUUGAGCCAGAGUGUAGCCCCACUCCCUACCUACACAAGAUGCCCUGUUAUAGUCUCUGUAGAGCGGUAGCAGAACAUUGCGAUGGCUCGAUACCGCGGGACUUACUGGGCGUGUUCGGGUGCACGCGGUACCCGACGGGAGGUUGUGCAGCGGCGCGGUCCCCGUGCGGCGCGCGCGAGCUGCCCUGCGGUGACGGCAGCUGCGUGCCCAGCCAUUGGGCUUGCGACGGCGCCGCCGACUGCCCCGCCGCCGAGGACGAAGCGCACUGUGCCGCCUGCGCCAGCAAUGAGUUCCGAUGUCCGUCGGGCGGGUGCGUGCACACUCGCUGGCUGUGUGACGGGUACGCGGACUGCCCGCGCGGCGAGGACGAGGCGGAGCAGCAGUGCGCCGCGCGCCGCGACAAUGACGACGAGCAGGUCGCCGAUGCCGAGCCCGAACCCGGCGAGGAGCCCGCGGGCUCCGCCCCAGCCCUUGCCGUGCGCAGGCCCUUCCAAACGCCUAAAGGGUACGCCGACGACUCUGUUCAUCGGAACGGAGAAACUGAAAGCAGUAAGGAAAUACUUAUGACAAGCGAUAGUAAAAACGGCCUGAAACGUAAUUUUACUCGUCGACCGUCGCCCUCCCGCCUCUCGCCCUACAGCCGUCCCAUUAUACACGACACCAAGACACAGAGCAAAGGUAAACUGGACACGAGAGUCAAGACAAAAACAACACAGAGGAAGGCAUCCCGGACCACCCUCCGUACAACCACGACAUCCCAGCACAUGCCAGAAGAUAACAAAGAAAAUGUAAGAGAGAGUAUAUCAGAUAUGGGUGUUCAUCUUGAUAAGUCAAUAAACAACCUAGAGAAGGUAAUAAACGGUGCAACAAUGUUAAAGAAAGCGGGCGAGCCACAAGAGGAAACAGGUGAGUCUGGUGAGGGCAAGGGGGAGGGUGGUAGCGGGGGCGGGAGCGGGGGUGGGGACAAGACGGAGGAGCCGCGCAGCCACCGCGGUACCGGCCGCUACAGCAGCCCGGCGCGCGCGCACGCCUCGCCUUGCCCCAGCGGAGAACUGCGCUGCGUCGACGGCAGAUGUAUUACACUAGCGCAGCUGUGCGACGGCACCAUCGACUGCUCCGACCACGCCGACGAAGACAACUGCUACACGUGACCGUUUUAUAAGAAAGAAAGAAAUUAUCCUUUAAAAUUCUUUUAAAAGCAUCUCAGUCAUUUAAAAACAUCCCAUUUAUAAGUUAACAUAAGUCUUUAGUUAAGAACUUUAAGCCUAAAUUAUAUGGUUAAAUAUUUUAAGAUUUUGCUAAACUUAACGUGGGAACCCACUGGCAUAGUACUUACUUUAUAUUAACAUAAUGCCAUCACUCUCAUUCUCUUAGAAAAAUCAGAGAUGACGAUAUCUUUUUAUAUAGGUGUUUCAGUAGUGGAGACCAACGGCUAGAUUUAACAAUGAAUAAAAAUAGAUUUAGCCCUUUAAAUUAUCCUGAUAUGAAAUACUAAAUUUGCCCCAUUUAAUAACAUUUUAGACACUUAAAGAUAUUCGUUAAAAUUUACAAGUAUAUUAUUGAUUUUAAAACCCCAAGUUUUAAAUGAGAUUAUCGGAUAAUUGUAUCUCGUCGAAAAUUUGCCGUCCAUUUAUAAGAUUUUAUUUAAUUCCUAGAUUAAGAUUUAAAUAAUUUAUAUGUAUAAGCUGUGAUACAACAAUGCAUGUUUUAAUUCGCAUAAUAAUAAGUGAGAUAUAUUAUUUGAAUCAUUCAUUGUCUUUUAAAUUUUAUUACUUUCUUCUAUACUAAAGUUAUAUUUUAAUUUAAGUUUCAUUUACAGUUUAGCUUAUAAAAGAAAAACUUUUUGAAUAAGUUUUGUUAAUUUUUUCUCUACUACUUUAAAUUUUUAAUUCAUUUUAAAGUCCUACUAAUCUUUCCAAACCAUUUCAAACAAAAGAGUAUUUGUAUUGGUUCAAUUGAUUAUAAGAAAAUAUUGCUGUCAUAAUUUUUGAUUCACUUAUAUUCGAUUCCAAACAAUACAAUAUUUCUCAAUUUUAAACAUAAAUACACUAGUUAUAGACCAUUAGAUUAUUCUAACGUUAAGUGUUUGUAAAUAUUUUUACGGUAAAAAUUUAUUUAUAAUAUUUAAUUUAUAAUCAAUAGAAAUUUUAUUCAAAAUUUCAUUGUAAAUUUAAUUUUUUAGUUGCCAGCGAGAUUAAUGAAAUUGGUCUUAAUUUUUUAGUUUAAUUAUUUUUAUAGGUUAGAAUUAAAUAAAAAUUAAGAGCAAAUAGGUAGUAUAGCAUAUUUUAAUUGUUUUGUAACGUGACUCAAUAACGUCCAAAGUAUUGUCAUAAUAAACUUAUAUACUCCAUUACGUAUAUCAUUAUAAUUAAAUAAAAGUAUGUUUAGAUGUAAGGUCUUUUUUGUACUUUUAUAUAAUCUGUCAAAAUACGUAUUA